Molecule: messenger RNA, 2558 nt
Organism: Capsella rubella
Lineage: Eukaryota; Viridiplantae; Streptophyta; Magnoliopsida; Brassicales; Brassicaceae
Product: protein MICRORCHIDIA 6
Exons: 20
Coding region: 396-2363 (655 amino acids)
Cellular component (GO): nucleus
Molecular function (GO): ATP hydrolysis activity
Source: RefSeq, a predicted model, not a curated record
AACCCUUCCUUCCCACUCUCCUCCUCCGCCUUCUUUAUCUCCCUCCACCGUCUCAGAUUCGACUCUCUCCUUCUCUGCUUUUUCUAAAUUGAUUUAUUUCUUUAUUCUCUCUUCUCGAGGAGUCUUUGAUUUGACCGGAACAUUGUUCCGGCAGCUUUAACACAAUACCUCACUCUCUGGUUUCUUCUCCGUCGUUAUCUUAACGCCGUUAAAAAAUAUAUUUAAAGUUGCAAGUGACACCGGAAUUCUAAUCGCUGUACCCAGAGAAGCCCUAAAAGCACUGUCGAUUUCUCUGCUCAAUCUUCCUCUGCUUUAUUUUAUAUAUAUAUAUCGCGUGCAUUGUACAGUAGGAAGUAGCAGUCCUUUUGCAUGACCUUAUUUUUCAGAUAAACAAGAUGAGCUACAAUACAAGUAUAAACGUUUCUCAUGAUGCUGUGGCUGUUAAACCCGAGCGCGGCAAUAUGCUUCAGAGCCAUGGUUCCAAAGAACAUCCUCUUCCUCAAGAUUCUGAAGAAAAUAGAGGAUCUAUCGGUGGUCAGAGUAGCACUAGUGUCGUUGAUCAGGUCCGGUCGCCAGCUGAUGAUGCUGGUGUCACUUCUUCAUCCACCAUAUGUCCAGCUCCUGUUUGUCGGCAGUUCUGGAAAGCUGGAACCUAUACUGAUGAAUUGAGUUCAAAGUCUCAGCAGCCAAAUGGCAGAAACUAUCUUCAUGUGCACCCUAUGUUUCUUCACUCCAAUGCUACUUCACAUAAAUGGGCUUUUGGUGCUGUUGCAGAACUUCUUGACAAUGCUGUUGAUGAGAUCCAAAAUGGGGCCACUUUUGUCAUUGUAGAUAAAAUAACAAAUCCAAGGGAUGGCACAACAGCAUUGCUAAUUCAAGAUGAUGGAGGUGGGAUGGAUCCUCAGGCAAUGCGGCAUUGUAUGGGUUUUGGCUUCUCAGAUAAAAAGGCGGAUUCAGCCAUUGGAAGAUAUGGAAAUGGUUUCAAGACCAGCACAAUGAGACUUGGGGCAGAUGUCAUCGUUUUCAGUCGCCAUUUAAAGAACCAAACAUGGACACAAAGUAUUGGGCUCCUUUCCUAUACUUACCUGACACGUACUGGCCAUGAUAGAAUAGUUGUUCCCAUUUUGGAUUACGAGUUUAAAACAUCAGCUGGCGAGUUCAGGUCAUUACAAGACCGAGAACAUUUUAAAUCCAGUCUCUCCAUUCUACUAGAAUGGUCUCCAUUUUCAACUGAAGCAGAACUUUUGCAGCAGUUUGGCGACGUUGGACAACAUGGGACAAAGGUUAUUAUCUAUAAUAUGUGGCUCAACAGUGAUGCUAAAUUGGAAUUAGACUUUGAUUCGGCUGCAGAGGAUAUUCUCAUUGAAGGAAACAUAAAAAAAACUGGAUCUAAGAUUGUGAAUGAUCAUAUUGCAAGCCGAUAUUCUUACUCUCUUCGUGUUUACCUAUCCAUAUUAUACUUGCGGAUUCCUGAGACUUUCAAGAUCCUUUUGCGAGGUAAGGUUGUCGAGCAUCAUAACGUUGCUGAUGAUCUCAUGCAUCCGCAGUACAUCUUGUAUAAGCCUCACGCUGCUGGAUCUGAAGAGGCUUUAGUUGUAACGACGAUUGGAUUUCUGAAAGAAGCUCCCAAAAUAAAUCUUCAUGGGUUCUGCGUUUAUCACAAAAACCGUCUUAUUAUGCCAUUUUGGGAGGUCAUAAGCUAUUCAAGCAGUCGAGGAAGAGGGGUUGUUGGUGUUCUAGAAGCUAAUUUUGUUGAGCCAACCCAUAACAAGCAGGAUUUUGAGAAAACUGUUCUUCUUCAGAAGCUUGAAAACCGUUUGAAGGAAAUGACAGUGGAGUAUUGGAGCUGUCAUUGUGUCUUGAUUGGGUAUCAAGUAAAUAAGAAGCCUCGUCUUCAGAUACCUCAAAAUGUUCGACCUGCCGGUAGACAAGCAGUAAGUCCUCCUCCAGGCUUCAAAGCAGUUUUUCCGCAAGGAAAUUUGACGUCUCUCCCUAGAGUUUCAGCUGAGCCAGUGCUAUUGGAGAAGAGGAAAGAACAUCCUGAUGCUAUUGCAAGCGCAGUGUCAAAAAGAAAGGUUGGGAAUGAUGGCUUUACUGUCCCGGGGCAGGAUCGGGUUGAACAGUUUAUACGUGGAUCUGCAAGUCAGUCACAAGAUAUUGAAAUUGUCAAGUUGAUGGAAAAAAACAAGAAGCUUCGAGCAAAAUGUCUGGAUCACAAGGUGCGAAGUCAGAACCUUGAAAUCAAGGCCAUGAAUCUAAGGAGUGAGCUGGAGAAAGCUAAAAGCGAGUAUGAAAGGCUAAUGGUAGAGCUACAAGAUUUGGGUUUGGUGAAGGGGGAGCACAGAAGAAAUGUAGAUACCUAGAAAUAUUCUCUGCACUUGAAAACACUAUUUUUGGCUGGUCAUAUCCAGCUUUUAGGUUUGAAAACUAGAGAUCUUUAGCUAAUCUCUCUAGUAAUCUACUAAUGAGUUGCCUAGGACAAGGCAACAAAAUGUGAAAUAACAGGGUUCGUGUUUAUGAAAUCAAAUACCCUUUUUUGUCUAGAAAAUUCACCAAAA